Argentina anserina (silverweed cinquefoil) is the source of this 1474-nucleotide messenger RNA. RefSeq lists its product as uncharacterized. The coding region runs from base 61 to 1293 and encodes 410 amino acids. The transcript has 2 exons. The record is from RefSeq and is a predicted model, not a curated record. NCBI's taxonomy places the organism in Eukaryota, Viridiplantae, Streptophyta, Magnoliopsida, Rosales, Rosaceae. Gene Ontology annotation, molecular function: protein binding.
ACAACUAUAAAGCUCUCAUGUCUUUCGUUUAGAUAUCGAUCCCAUCUUCUCGAUUCUCAAAUGGGAAGCUUAUUCUCUUCGCCUUUUGUGUGUCUACUUCAUGCCUUCUUCAUCAUCCUUCCAUGUUUCAUCAAUACUGUAAGUUGCAGAAACCAUGAUACUCUAUUACCAAUAUUACCUCCAUUACCUCCAUUAGUCCCCCAACUCCUGAACUUCAUAGACCAAAGGCUAUCAGUGGUUUACCCCAUUAUACAAACCUUCAAGAACAUUAUCACUUCAGAUCCAUUAGGCAUCACCAAAACCUGGGUUGGCCCUGAUAUUUGCAACUACCAGGGCUUCUACUGUGACAAUCCACCGGACAAUGCCAGCGCCACUACAGUCGCCUCCAUAGAUUUUAACGGCUUCCAACUCAGUGCUCCAACUCUUGACGGCUUCGUAGAUCAACUUCCUGACCUUGCACUCUUUCAUGCCAACUCCAACAACUUCUCAGGUACCAUUUCACCGAAAAUUGCAAAUCUACAAUACUUGUAUGAGCUUGACAUAAGCAACAACAACUUCUUUGGCCCUUUUCCCACGGUAUUACUCACCAUGAAUAGCCUCUCCUUCUUGGACAUUCGCUACAAUUCUUUUACUGGAUCUAUACCACCCCAAAUUUUCAAGCAAACCCUGGACGUUCUCUUCCUCAACAACAACAAUUUCAUACAAAGUCUCCCUGAUAACCUUGGUGCUACGCCAGCGCUUUAUCUCACCUUAGCCAACAACAAAUUCAUCGGCCCCAUCCCGAAAAGCAUCGGAAGUGCUUCAUCAACUUUAAUUGAAGCGUUGCUCCUGAAUAAUUUGUUGACCGGUUGCAUCCCUUAUGAAUUAGGGUUUCUGAGAGAUGCUACGGUAUUUGAUGCCGGAAACAACCUGUUGACUGGCCCUUUACCGUGUUCAUUGGGAUGCUUGGGCAAGAUAGAACAUCUUAACUUUGCCGACAACCUCCUCUAUGGACAUGUGCCGGAGGUGCUCUGCGAACUAGGAAACUUGGCCAAUCUAUCUCUGUCCAACAACUACUUCACCGGAGUCGGAAUAGCGUGUAGAAAGCUGAUAAAAAAGGGUGUCCUUGACAUAAGGAACAAUUGUAUUCAUGAUCUUGCGGAUCAAAGAUCAGUGGAGGAAUGUGCCGUAUUCUUCUUGCACCCUAAAAGCUGCCUGCACCCCAAGACAUAUAGUCUAAUUCCUUGUAAGGCUUCACCAAAAUCAAAGAAGAAAUCGGCUCCAUAUUCUGCAGCUCCGAAACAGAGACUAUGAAGAUUUUCUGCUUUGUUUUAUUGUUUAGAGCCUUUAGGCUAUGUGAGCCUCGCUGGUAACAAGGAAAAAACUGCAAAUAUGUUUGCUACGUACUUUUGCAGCUUAAAACGUACAACGAACACCUUUCUUCGCGUAUUUCUCCUGUGAGAAAUGAAAGCAUAAAAGAAUGAGAUCAUAUAUA